CGACAUUGCAUCACCCUCUGUCUCUCUCACUCUCCUAUCCACUUCCUUCUUCCCUCUCGCUUCUCUCUUGUUUCUCCUCCCUCACAUCCCCCACCCCCGCCGACCAGCCCUCGACUCUCUUGCUCUUCUUUUCUUCCCGCGGUCGUUAUCUUUCAUCUUCUCCUGUAUUAUUUAAUUUCAGACGAUUAGCCCCCUGAACCGCGCCCAGCCCCGACGCCUACCUCUGAUCUUUCUGACCCGAGAUUCCUCGAAAGCUUCCGAUUACCCACACACAAACACACAAACACACAAACCUUCGCCAUGGCUGACGUGACCUACCCCGACACAAAUGGCCACAGUAAGGUACGAGAAACAAGAAGACGCCCCAUCGCCGAUAACAUCAAAUCCGAGGCCUCCCGCACCGGUCAAGAAUUCCGCGAGUUGAAGAAUGCCAGAUUUACCCCCUCGUCCACCACUGCGACCGGUCAACCAUUGACUUACUACCACUCUUUGCUGUACAGCCUUUUGAGCUGGGAGCAACCACGAGCCACCGCCGCCUCCUUCGCGAGCGUUAUCACAUUCAUCUUUGCCGCCCGUUACCUUCCUCUCCUCCGUUGGUUCUUCAAGUUCAUCUAUGUGGUUCUCGGAUUCACUGCUGUCGCGGAGGUAGGUGGCCGGCUUGUCCUAUCCCAGAGCGUCGUGAGCUCUUUCCGGCCCCGCAAAUACUAUACCGUGCCCAAGGAAACCAUCGAGGCUGUUCUGGAGGAUCUUGAGCAGCUCAUCGACUUCAUCCUCAUCGAGUUCCAGCGCGUUCUGUUCGCCGAGAACAUCGUCCACACCAUCGCUUCCUUCUUCGCCGCCUUUGCCGCCUACUGGCUCAUCAAGUUCCUUCCGUUCUGGGGACUGUCUCUGAUUGCUGUCACUAUCGCCUAUAUGGGACCUCUGGUCUACAUUAACAACCGCGAAGUCAUUGAUGCCCACAUUGAGCAUGCGCAGGGUGUUGUGAACGCUCAGGCCCACCAGCUGAAGGGUCUUGCCGAGGAGCGCACUGCCCAUGCCACGGGUGUUGUGAGGCAGUACGUCGACGACUACAGCGCCAAGGCCCAGGGAUAUAUGCGUCGUUCCGCCUCCCCCGAGAUGGCCAAGGUGUCCAGCCCCGUCAUCAAGAAGGAGCCUGAGACCGAGCCCGAGAUCAAGACCACGGACUUCCCGGAAGCCCCUAAGGACGAGCCCAAGGAGGUUCCCGUGCUGGACACGCCGAAGGCAGAGCCUGUGGAGUCGAUCGAACAGGCUGUUCAGAAUGUGGAGACGGAGCCUCUUCUGGCUGCUUAAAGAGUCCAUGUCUCGGCCUGAUGCUGCUGAUGCAGUGACAGGCAGCUGGUUGUGGAGCUGGUGUGAGCGCCGCGGGUUCUGCUUGAUAGCUACGGCAUAUAGGAUGGAUUAGGUUUGUGUAUGAUGACAAUCGGUAUGAUUCGUUUGGAGAGCUUGCGGGAGUUUUCUCUUCUGUCCUUUCCGGCUGAAUGUGAAUUAGUAGUUUUUCUGCACUCUUCAAAUUGCACUCUCCGUAUGACUUGAUCUGAUGGUGUAGAAAUUGGCGGGUGUUCCAGGGAGCCCAAGCAGGUCUUGAUGAUAGGAUUGUAGUUGUGUAUUCUUGCGAUGGCUGAUUACAUUGCUUCGCCUGUGUUUACAAGAAACC
Molecule: messenger RNA, 1675 nt
Organism: Aspergillus heteromorphus CBS 117.55
Lineage: Eukaryota; Fungi; Ascomycota; Eurotiomycetes; Eurotiales; Aspergillaceae
Exons: 6
Coding region: 301-1311 (336 amino acids)
Source: RefSeq, a predicted model, not a curated record